AUGGUUGCAUGCUCCAUAUAACAUUCUCCACCCCGCGCUUUGGUCGACGGUAGGUAGUUAGGUACUACUACCGGUACUAACCUUAUAUAUGGGCUCACUGCAGCGUGUCAGCAGCGGCGGCGACAUGACGACGGAGCCGGAGAAGCGAGACAGCGAGGGCGAGGCGUCCUCGUCGUCGGCGCGGGUGCGGCUCCUGGAGCGAGAGGUGGCGGUGGCGAAGCAGACGGAGGCGAGGAUGCUGGAGUCCCUGAUCCACCGGACCAAGGAGCUGGAGCAAGCCAAGAUCGCGCUCGAGGAGGCCAAGCUCGAGGCCGCCACGCUGCGGCAGGGCGCGAGCGCGGGCGCGGCCGGGCCCGCGCAGGGGCAGUGGAGCGUCAUGGACCUCAUGUUCGGCGGCGUCGACGAGGAGAUCAACGGGCUGAGAGGCAGGCUCCGGUCGGCGCUGGUCGCCGAGGAGAGGAGCCGGGAGGCGGCGGACGACCUCGCUGCCGCGCUCUCCGUCGUCACCAUGGAGGCCAAGCAGGUGAAGGCGUGGCUGUCCGACGCGCAGGCCGAGCUCGAGCGCGCCAACGCUGAGGCUGGCCGCUUGGAGGGCCUUCUGCGCACCGCCGAGGCGGAUCUGUCGUCGGUGACUGAGCAGCUCGACGGCGUCAUGUCUGAGUGGAAGGAAGCUGCGGCUGCGUGGUGCGCCAGGGAGAAGGCGCUGCUCGGACGCGCACAUGCGGCCGAGGAGGAUGCCGACGGUGCCCGGCGUGAGAACGCCGAGCUCGCCGAGCUGCACCGGGCGGCCGACCACGAGAACGGCGGCCUACGGCGCGCGCUGGAGCGAGCGGUGGAGGAGGCCAAGGCGGCCAACGAGUCCCUCGAGUUCGCGGGCAGCGAGAACUCUAAGCUACGCGACGCCAUCGCCGAGAAAGAGCGCGCCAUGGAGUCCUUGAGGCUGGAGAACGAGUCGCUCAAGGCCAGCGAGGCUGCCGCGCAGGGGCGUGCCAUGGAUCUAAACAACCAGCUCACGGCGGCAACCCAAAAGGCCGCUGCCGAUGGAGGCGCCGGCGGUGGAGAGAAGGCAACAGCGGGGAUGCUACUGGAGAAGUGGAAAGCCGACGCGCAGGGGAAGCUCAGUGCGGCGGCGUUCCUGGACUCCGGCAGGGUGAUGGCCGCGAGCCGGAAGGAUCGGAUGUUCGCGUCCAUCAGCAACAUCGCCGAGCUGAGGUCCGCGGCCGCAGCGGCGGCCAUGGACGAUUACGACUACGAGUUCGACCACUUGGAUGAUGGAAGACAGUACGGUGGCUUGGAGCAUGCCAUGAAGCACAGGAAGAGGAGGUCUGUUCUACGCAAAUUCGGAGAUUUUUUUAGGAGGAGAAGCCUCCACAAGUCAGACUUUGCUCCUGUUCUGUAGAUAGUACUCAUAUAAGACGGAGGGAGUAGUAUUUGCGUGAUGCUUGCAUUGCGUGUUUGCAAUGUCCUUAGGCUGUCCCUAAUGGUAGUGUCAUAAGUAGCACUUGCUUGGUUCCAAAAUAAACGUUGAUGAUUUAAUAUAAAAUAUGCUAUAUUUAUUUGAAAA
Molecule: messenger RNA, 1564 nt
Organism: Hordeum vulgare subsp. vulgare (domesticated barley)
Lineage: Eukaryota; Viridiplantae; Streptophyta; Magnoliopsida; Poales; Poaceae
Product: paramyosin-like
Exons: 1
Coding region: 89-1399 (436 amino acids)
Source: RefSeq, a predicted model, not a curated record